AUGAUUAAUAAAGCUGGGCUUAGAUCUGUAUGCCUCACCUUCGGAAUACUGUGUUUGCUAACGUGCUACGUCUAAGCCUCAAGUGCUUAGCCUGAGCAUGUGCACGAUUCCUUUAGAGAAGAGGUUUCUCAGGUCUAAUAGUUGAAAAAGACUCCUUUUAACGAUAGAAUAUAAAAACUAUUGCGAAAUAGCAAGGUCCAAGAAGAAGCCAUCUAAAAGAAUGAUUCCUAAAAAAAUCUUGAAACUGAGAUAAAAGCUGUAACCAACAUUAUCGUAAUGGCUGCAGCUACAGAAAUUGCCCCCAAUAUCUCAGGGGAACUGAUUGCAGUAGCAUUCCUAGCUGCAUUUGUUCUUGCAUACAUAUGUGUCAAUUAUUGGCUUAAAAAGUAAUUCGUGGUACUAGGUCAGGAUAACUUUGAAUAACUACCGAUCAAAGCCAUCAAAUUUGACUAAAAAUUCAAUCUGCCUUAAAUUGAAAAGAUGAUCGAGAGAGCUGAUGACUCUGCGGAAGAAGAAAACCCAUCCCAAAGAAGCAAAAUGCAAAUUUAAUAAUCUUCAGUUUUUGUGGAAUAAGAGCCAAAGGUUAAGACUGAGGUACCAUAAGAAACUUCUCAAGCCAAGGAAGUUCAACAUUAAACUUCAAAUCUUUAAGUAAUUCAAACUGACUAAAAUUAAUAGUAAAACAGCUCUUAAAAACAAAUGCAAAAAGAUUAGAUAAUAAACUUCGACCAACUAUUUCAAAAUAGUGAGAAGUGGAACCCAAAGGUAAACAAGGUUGUUGGAAAGAGAAAGAAUUCGUCGGGUGCCUAGAAGAUUAAAAAAGCUAAGAUAACAAAUAUGGAACAAUGUGUCAGGCUCUAUUGA
Molecule: messenger RNA, 864 nt
Organism: Stylonychia lemnae
Lineage: Eukaryota; Ciliophora; Spirotrichea; Sporadotrichida; Oxytrichidae
Source: the annotation of a GenBank genome assembly